AUGACAACAACAGACGUUCGAGGAUUUCAUGAUACAAUAGAACUAGUAUCGAAUACCGGAAUACAAAAAGCACAACAAAGAAUCGAUCAUAUGAUCGUCAAAUCAUUCUUAGCUGGCGUUCUUUUAUCGUUUGGAGGUCUAUUUCUUCUAACGGUAGGCGCUGGCAGUACGCCGCUACGUCAAAAUCUUGGUCCCAGUAUACACAAAAUGAUACAAGCCGCCGUCUUUCCUAUUGGUCUUGUUUUAGUAGUUAUGACUGGUGCUGACUUGUUUACGGGAAAUACUAUGAUUUUGAUUGUAUCAACAUUACAUAGAAAAACAACAUGGCUUAAUCUGAUUGUUUCAUGGACUGUCUCAUUUUUUGGAAAUCUUGCCGGUUGUUUAUUUUUUCAGUGUAUACUUGUAUAUUAUGCAGGUCUUCUUUCGAAUGAUCCUUAUCGUUCAUUUAGUGUGCAACUUGCCGAAGUUAAAGGUAACAUAGAAUGGCAUCAGUUAUUCUUACGAGGUAUUGGUGGCAAUUGGCUUGUAUGUCUGGCAUUGUGGUUAGCUACAAGUGCACGUGAAUUACAUUCAAAAAUAAUCGGUAUUUUUCUACCUAUCUGGCUUUUUGUUGCUGUAGGAUAUGAACACUCUAUUGCUAACAUGUUUACAGUUCAAAUGGGUAUGAUGUUAGGCGCUGAUUUGUCGAUUACAAAAUAUAUAUUACAUAUAUUGAUACCCGUAACGCUUGGAAACAUUAUAGGUGGAGGAUUUUUUGUUGGUUUUACAUAUUGGUAUCUUUAUUUGGCGAAAACGUCAAACACCAGCACUAAAACUACUGUUAGAUUUUCGACCAAAGACGGUUAUCAAGUCGCGAAACAACAUGAUAACUUAGAUCUAUCUCAUCAACCUUAA
This is a messenger RNA of Rotaria socialis, 894 nucleotides long. The record is from the annotation of a GenBank genome assembly. NCBI's taxonomy places the organism in Eukaryota, Metazoa, Rotifera, Eurotatoria, Philodinida, Philodinidae.